This is a messenger RNA of Aegilops tauschii subsp. strangulata, 2481 nucleotides long. RefSeq lists its product as uncharacterized. Lineage: Eukaryota; Viridiplantae; Streptophyta; Magnoliopsida; Poales; Poaceae. The record is from RefSeq and is a predicted model, not a curated record.
CCCAUAAAUCCAUCCACACACACCCGCCGACACGAAGCAACGAUCUUGUGAUCCAUAUAUCCAGCUUGAACAAGGCAAUCGAUUUGGGAUCGAUUGACGGCCACCUUGAAGACCGGGAGGAUCCGAUGGCCGAUUACGGCUACCCCGACGGCGGCGGCGAAGAGGAGCCACCGGCUCCUCCCGCCUACGGCUACCCCGACGACGACGGCGGCGGCGAGCGGCCGCCCUUCGUCCUCAUCGAUCCAGUCGCCUGCUUCGCCGACCGCAAGAACUCCACCACCGCCGUCAUCGAUAUGGAGGCCGGGGCCCCCAAUCUCAGGGGCCGACUCCAGGUCACCUUCUGCGCCGUCGCCCCGCCGCUCGUUUCCUACUUCUGCGUCCACGCCUCCCACAUGGACCACACCGAGUUCCCCGUCGAGCCCCGCAUCCUGGCCACUGAGACCGACGGCGGCCUCGUCCUCCUAUGCGUCGCCACCGCCGACCCCGACCAUCCGAUCCAGCAGUUGAGUCCCGAAAAUUGCCAAUACUUCGUCUACGACGCCCUCGCCCGCAAACUUCACCAACUCCCGCAACCCGGCUUCCAACACCGACUCAGCGAGCUCUCGCUCGCCAUCAUGCGCAAGCCCAACAAAAGCUCCAAAAACACCAGCAAGCACGUCAGUCUACGCCCCCAAGAGGCCGAGGCCGAGGCCGACUUCGUCGUUGCCGCACAAUCCUACAUUUUCUGGGGUAAAGAAUCUCCUCACCUCUGCAUCUAUGAUUCUGCUGUCAAGACCUGGAGCAACAAGCCGGUGGUGAUGGGUUCAUCAUAUCCAGAACACCACAUUCCCAAGCAAGACACUCACCAUGGGAGGAAGCAAUGGCACCGUGGCUUGGGUGGAUCUCUGGCGCAACAUCGUCUUCUGUGACGUUCUCGCCGAACGCCCCAAGCUUAGCUACCUGAAUCUGCCGUCCGAACCCGGCGAGGAGGAUAUCAAUCCAAGGUCUGUUCGCGACAUUGCGGUCUUUGGCAACACCAUCAAGUAUGUUGCUAUGCUUUUUCACCCCGUCGACACAAGCUCCUCUAAGGUACCCUCCCUUCGUUGGGUGGCCACAGCAUGGAGCAUCACGAAGGCCCGUCGCCAUCGGUCCUGGCCAAAGAAAUGGCACAUGGAACGCGAGCUCGAUUCCACCCAUAUAAAGGUUGAUGCGGCUGGUACCGUCGCUACCUUCCCUACCUUGUCGUCUCUUUGCGUUGGCCUCCCCACACUCAGCCUGCAGAAUGAUGCCAUUGUUUACUUCCUCGCCAAGAUUGACUUCAGCCCAAGGCAACACACAGCUUGGGUGCUUGCUGUUGACAUGAAGAACGAGACUGCUGAGCAAGUGGUGGAGUUCCCUGCUGAGAGGACUUAUUAUGUAGCCAAGGGCUACGACGCAAGUAGGUUCUCUGCAUAUCUCCAACCCGCGCCAGGUACACAGCAAAUGCCUAACGACCAGGGGUGCCGUUGAUGAAAUGCCCUAGCAAGAAGCAUGCUAAAGAUGUCGAAGAUCCUAAAGAAGACGCCGCCAUGAUGAUUGUUUCUUCAUGAUGUUGCAUGGAUGGAAGCUGUAUGACCUGCCAUUGGUGCCGGGUAUCAGUGGAGGGGGUAGUGGAUUAUCAUGUCUGCUGGUCUGCCCCUCCCUUUGCCUGUCUUUUAUUUAUUUUAGGAUUAUUAUGGCCCUCUAGACCCUGUUCUGGAGUUCCUUUCUUCAUUGUCUCACCGCCUACUCUACCUGGCUUGUCUAUUAUACAAGCUGUAUUAUUAAAAUCUGUAUGAACUAUAUGGUAUGUCAGUUGUAGUGCCCCCUUCUGUUUUCUGUUCCCCACGGUUGUCUUCCGUUAACAUCAUAACCUGCUGUUACCAUCAUACCUGUGGAGAGUUGGGUGAGUAUUGUUUCUGACAUGUGCUGUCAGUGACGCAACAUCUCCAUUUGGGUGGGUGGGGAAUUUAUUAACAUUUUGAGCUAUGUAGCAAGUGUUUAUUGUCAUGUCAGAUUUAUUUGUUUGUGCUUGCAACCUGUCAUUUUUCUGUCAGAAUUGGUUAGCUGCUUUCUUAUUUUCUUGGCGUGUGCUAGGAGUCAUCCUCUGUUUGUUCGUGCUUGCAAUUGCAAUGUUGUCUAUAAUAUCCUUGUUUUUUAUUUUAUUUUUAAAAGAAAGAGAAGCUAAACAGACAUGUUUGCAAUUGAUACUUACUGGUAACUCUUAUUUGUUUCUCCUGGAACCUGGAAGGACCCUCUUUUUUCCCCUCAGAAAAAAGAAGUAAAAUGACAUUCUUUUUUACUUUAAUGACCAUGCCACGGAGGGAGUACCUUUAAUGACCAUGCCACUUGAAUUGCACAAUUUCUCCAUACAAUGUUUUCUCCUUCCUAACAUAAGAAUUUUUCCGUAUGGCAUGUAACAGUCGAAUAGCAUGACUAAUAGGAAUUAUCUCUACUAUUAAAGGAGGAUCGAAUGUCGUGAUG